AUGGCCAGGGCGGCCUUUCGCCGCUCCAAGUUUCGCCGCCUCGCAUGGGGCGACGGCGACCCGUACCCGUACACCCCGCGGGCGACGUUCCGCUACCAGUGGGACGAUUGGCCCUUGUGGGAGAAAAUAUGGCAUAUCUCCAUUGGCAUCGUAGGCGUGGAGUUCGCCAUCUGGGCAUACUACUCGAAGCUGAAUAGUCGCAUGGAUUGGGCCCGCGAAGAGGCGCUUCGCCGCAUGCGACUGCGGCGUGAGGCCCAGGAGCUCAUGAUUCUAGAGGGGGAGACAUUUGAUAGUGACAUCCAGCCGGACCGUAGGUAG
Trypanosoma conorhini is the source of this 318-nucleotide messenger RNA. RefSeq lists its product as uncharacterized. Lineage: Eukaryota; Euglenozoa; Kinetoplastea; Trypanosomatida; Trypanosomatidae. The coding region runs from base 1 to 318 and encodes 105 amino acids. The record is from RefSeq and is a predicted model, not a curated record. The transcript has a single exon.